GAUUUUGUCUGUGGAUUUUGCGAGUGAGAAGUGGACUUUUGUGAGUGAAAUUAAUCCACGGUAUCGCGUCCAAUUAACAGGAAAAUUGUGAAAAUUUGUACUUUGAUGUGUAAAGUGCAGUGUGCGCGAGACAAAAGUGUUGAGUGCAUGUGGGGAAGGGUAGAAAAUUGAGUGGGUCUGAUUGUUUCCAACAUACCGACGUACCAAAAAAAAAUUACUAAUGGCGGCCUAGAGGGGUGCUCCAGACACUCACCUCUCUGAUUUCUUCCCUUUUGUCGCAACACCGGGGAAAGUGAAGCCUUCUGGCCAAAGCACACUGACAGUGGCCAGCGAGUGUGUGGUAUCCCAGGGCAGUUCCCCACGAUGGGCGAUGAGCAGUGGCUCAAGGAGGAUGGAUAUUUGAACGUUGACACGGAGUCAACGCACAUCAUCUACCAUCCUCAUCUCAAUGUGAUUCUCGUAUUUACCAAGACUGGCGAUGUGAAAGUUAUUGAUGUGAAUUCUGGUGUCAUCCUGCAGUCCUGUCCACUAGCAGCGGAUGGCGGAAGAAUUAGUGGACGAUAUCUACCGAAACAGGACAAGAUCCUGCUUUUUAAUGACAAAAAUAUCGGUAUUCGCGGAGACUACAAUGGCGUCCUACUUUUGGACACCAUCCUCCAGACACCCGUUAAGCAGUCUGAUGAUACUGUUCGAAUUGAGCUACUCUACUCGGAGGCAGUGCUCUUCCUGCAGUGCAUCCAGAGCCUGGAGGAGAAUGGCCUCGAGAAUACGGCCGAUGUGAGCAAUGAGCUGAUGAAGAAGAUCAUGGAGGCUCAAUUGCAUGCCAAAAAAGGCAUCAAGGCUCAAAAAUGGAACAUAAUCUGCCUGGAACUGCCACAUUCUAGCCUAAAGAUGGUGGCUAGCAAUGUGCUGUAUCAGCUUAAGCGUCUGGAUCGUCACAUUCCAGCUCUGGCGAUUGCAUCAGCCAUCAAUGAGCGUCUAACUGAUCUCCUGAUCGGCAGUAGAUUGUUAGACUCACUCACUGGUGGGAAUGCCCAGAGAUGUCUGAUGUUCUCAGAAGCUGCCCGACGGCAAACCUUUGAACAGUGGCCCCACAUGGAUUACAAGUGGGCCCUUCCGGAUCAAAUGGCUCAGGCGGGUUUUUAUCAUCAGCCCGGUGAGACGGGAGAUGAUCGUGCCAUGUGCUUCACGUGUAGCGUAUGCCUGGUGUGCUGGGAGAAGACAGAUGAGCCAUGGAGUGAACACGAGAGGCAUUCGCCAACGUGUCCCUUUGUCAAGGGUGAGUACACUCAGAAUGUGCCCCUGUCAGUGACUUAUGCCACAAGUCCAGCAAUUGCUACCAGUGGCUUUAGCAUUGUGUCCCGUGGGGAUGACAGGAACAUCCUGUGUACUGGGGAUAUCAGUGGAGAAGUCAGUGUGUGGAAUAUUGAGAGAAAUCUGAAGAAGAUGCUGACUUUUCGGGUUAGUGGAGAGGAGAAUCUGGUGAAGUCGCACAGUGUCUAUGUGCUGCAGAAGUUCACAAAGAUUGACAUUGAAUUGAAUGCCAUUGGGACGUUCUAUGCGACUGAGCAGGGAAUAGGAGGAGUACCGGGAGUGUCGGCAUGUGGAUUGGUGGAUGAGGGUAUGACGAAGAAGAUGCCAUUGGGUGUGAGGCAGAAGAUGAUUGGCACAAAGAUUUGCUGUGGAAUUGUGGCGAAGGGUAGUGAGAUGUGUGGGAGUGAUGUGAGGGGUGAGGAGAUGGCCAUGAAUAUUGAGAAUCAGGCCAAAAGUAGUGAAUAUGGAAUUGAGAUACCCAGCAAUUGUAUGGAGUUGGAUGAAAGUGAGGAGGAUGAUGAGGAACUCUUUCUCAUAUUGUAUGACAUUCUGGACAGUGAGAGGGAUGCUGUUAGUGAAAAACCUCCAGCGGAAGAACCAAUUAUUCUGGAUUCAAUUCAGUCGCCACAUGGUCAGGAUGGUGGUGCCAUGAAGAAGUCUUCGUUGAAGAGUAUUGAGUUACCGGAGAGAUCCGAUGGGGGGGAUACUGUGAAGAUGUUUACGGAUAUGAGUACAGCUGAUGAUUUGGAUAAUAUUCCGGAAGGGGGCAAGGGUAAGACGGAAAUGAUGGUGGAGGAAUUUUUCCUCGAAACUGCUUAUCCUCCGGGGAAGUUUAAGAUGAAGACAACGGGAAAUGGGACAAUUGAUUUUGGGGCAUCGCCUCCGGUGAAGAGUAGCGUGAAGUUGCCGCCGAAGAGUCAAAAAGAUGAUAUUAACUGUGUUCCUAUUCAGUGCAUUUCCCUCAAGUCACUAGCGUCAGACUCGUAUAAGAUUACAGACAUCAUUCCGUCGCACGAUGAGAAGUAUCUGUUGGUUGUGUUGAGGCAACAGAUGACCAGAGAUGGUCAGAAGGAGCCAGAGAGUCCAGAGAGUGAGAUGGGAGACGUUGGUGAAGAUGAGUGUGAACAGAUGGAGAUUGGAGAGGAGGAAGUGACGACGACGAAAGCUGGAAAAUCUCAGAAUUUCUGUCAAGUUGAGAAUAUGACACAGUUGAUUCUGUUUAAGAUCCAAGAAGAUGGAUUUCUCAAUGAAACUCCUCACUGUGUUAGGCAUUUGUUCGAAGAUGCAACUCCACUGGAGAUUUGCAUGCUACCGGGUUAUGAUACGGAACGCAAAGGGAAUUCGCAAGAGACUAAAGAUGGUGUCUUUGUGAUGACAUGCAUGGAUGGAACGCUGAAACUAAUUGCACUGUCGACACUCAGGACAAUUUCCGAAGCCAGUAUCGAUGGGGUUAAAUUUGUCUCAGCCACCUAUUGCAAGAGUCUGGAAAGGAUGUGUGGAUGCACAGAAAAGGGAUCCCUGCAUUUCUAUUCAUUCUACGACAUGGAAGCUGAUUCCGGUGAUGAGCAUGAGGAGCACAAUACAACCUUUAUAGUUUCCGAUUCUUCCCUUUCGGAUGAUUCUGUGGUGUCAGAUGUGAGUGGUGUGACGCACAAAAAGACUGCCAGUAGUGAAUCCACAGCUCCAUCAACAUCUACAGCCGGGUAUUCGGCUCAUCAGACCGAGGCAGGAACUAAUUUAAUCGCCCACAAAAAUGACUUGACAAUGAAUGAUCUCAAAGUAGCAUAUGCUUUGACGGAAUUUGAUGAGAUGCUAACACCAUACACAGCCGAAGUGCCAGUUUGUUGGAGUGAAUUGGUGCAGGCACAGAAAGUCCGGAGGCAUCCGCAACAUUUGAAACCCGGAGAUGAUACGCACUUGACCAAAACCUGGCGGUUGCACAAUGAUGCAACGACUUGGGAUGAACAUCUGAUUGAAUUGUGUCUUCCAAAGCAAGCUUCUCUGGGUCACAUUGAUUUCAAGUUCAAUCUCUAUCCACAGUGUAGCAAUCCACCUGCCAUUCAGAUUACACUUCUAAAGCAAUUUUCCAGUGGAUUUGGGUACAGAAUGAAGGCACCAAAUACCAACGUUGGAAAUGCACCGGUUGAUGAGAACGUUGAAUUCAAUCUCAACACUUCAGAAAAUCCCGUCUUGAGUGUGGAAUAUCUACAAACGCACAAUGCAGAAAUCCUGGCAGGACCCAUUGAAUUAUCCUCGUGUAUGGAUUUGAGCGAACAGGGCGGAACAGUAACAUUGACAAGUCCAAAGCUCUUUAGGACAAAAGGACGUAACUAUCUGAUACACAUCAAAACCAUGAAUGAUCCGUCCAAAGAUAGUCAGGGAAAGACUAGAGUGCCGGUUAGAAAAAAAGGUAUAUUACGCUACCUGUCAUUUCCCAAUCAUGAAACACGUAGUAAAAGUAAAAAAUCGACAAAUGAGAGUUAUUCAUUUUUCCAAGAAAAAUCAUCAAAAAAGUCUGAUAAAAAUUCCUUCUACAUAGGAUGUGACUGGCUCCAUGAGAUAUCAAUCACUGUGCGUAGCACUAAUCCAAUGUGUCGGAUGGUUAGUGAACGUUCACAGCGUAGUGCAAUGCUCGAAAGCAAUGGAUUUCUUGUGAAUUUGCUGAAGAUGGCUUGUGACUCUAGUGUUCCAAUGACACAAAACAUAUCACUGGAUAUUAUAUUGUGGAUCGUAUCAAUUAGAAUGGCACGAUAUCGAUCGCCUAAGAAUACAGAAAGUACCUUUCCGGAUGUGCAUUCACUGCAAAAAGACUGCAUUAAAAUUAUGGAGAUGCAUUUGAGUGAUUUUAUCAAGAAUUGCAUUCUAUAUGGGAACAGGAGUGUGGCUCACAAAUGCGUCAAGAUUAUUCUGGUGGCUUUAGAAGGAGCUCACAACAUGAAAUACAAGAAAACGCCCAAUUCAACCUUUGAGGAAGCUCUGAAGAAUGGUAUCCUUGAAUGUUUCCCCCAUAUUACCAAUAUUAAGUACGCAGGAUCACUCAGAUGGUUUACUCUGAUGAUCUGUGGUACUUCAAAUUUAGAAUCAUACAAUUCCAUUGCAAGUGAAUGCCUGAGACUGCUUCUGAGUGUAGCCAAGGAGAUGAGCAAUAGAUUUAAUCCUUAUUCAUCUCUCUUGAGAUCGCGUUUUGGUCUGUAUGGGUUGCCCUUUGAAUUGGAACUCUUUGAUGCUGAUUUGCCAACAUCGGCCAAAUAUGCGGCACUUCCGGCAACUUUUGCCAGUAUCAUAAAGUCUGCAACAUCACAGAAUCCAUCUCAAGGGGUUGAUCUUAAGAAUUUCUUCACAAAUGACGGAUCAGAGCUAAAGAUGCUACCUUUUCACAUGCGAAAGCGUGGAAUUGGGAAUCAAUUGAAGGGUUUGCUGGAGGUUGAACCAUUGCACUAUACGUGCAUUGGUGCAUCGGAAGCCACAAGGCUGGAGAAUAUGGAUUCAAUGUCAGCAGCUCAGGCAACAUUUGAGACACCAACUGUCAACAAUGUCGAACAGAUUCCCAAUGAUACGUCCAAGAGCAAGGAAGCGAAUGGAGCAAAGCAAGAAAAUGGGGUUGAUGAAUCUUUGGUUGUUGUCAAGAAUAAUCUUGUGGAUAAAAUUUUCUAUUCGGCCCUGAAGAAGCACAAAAUCAAGGAGUCCACACAGAAAUUGUAUGCCGAUGUGAUGUCAUGUGUAUCUGGUGUUCAGCCCAAAGAUCAAACAAUUGAUCCACUAAAGUCCAUGAAGGACAUGAAGAGAUUAGUUAAAAUUCUCAAAAUUGAUAUGGGAAGUGAUUUGGGCAUGGAUGUUGAAUUGGAUUCACCAUAUCUCGACAGUAGGACAAAGAUGAAGGCAUUGGCUGAGAAGAUGCAACAGUAUAUGGAUGAGACUGAAGAGAGCAAUAGCAUUCUGCCUUGGCACAAACUCCUGAGUCUUCCGCCUAAGCAGAUGAUUGUAAUUGAUAGGAUGCAUUCGGGUGCAAGGAGAUAUGUUGUGCUGGACUUUGGGAUGCCCAUAAUGCUGACGGAUCUGGUGAUACCAGCCUGCGAGGAUCUUGUGUCACUUUUCAUUGAUAUUUGGUGCUUUGAAGAAGAGUCUGAUAGUAUUCGUCUGGCUGUGUCAUCGGAUAUUGGUUCGAAGACUCUGGUGCUGAGUGAUUUGCAGCCACCGCCUGUGUUCCGCUACAUGAAGAUCACCAUUACGGGGAGGUAUGGGAUGUCAGCUACAAGAUGCAAAAUUCCUAUUGGAACAUUUUUUGGGCACGCAAUUGUGAUGGAGUCGGAGAGUUAUGCUGAUCCAUUGUCCAAAUACCUCAGGACAAAGACAUCAAAUCUCCCGGCUCAACUGACUAUUCUCCAUGCGCUCUUUGAAGAUGUACACUGUCGUUAUAGCUUGGCCAGUAGCAAAUUAAUAGAGUUACUGGAUCCUCUGCUUAGCAGUGAUGCAUCCAAUAUGUCUCACAUGCAAGCCUAUCUCUAUCGCGUGAAGGAAUGCGAUGAUUCCCUGGCGGAUCAUUCGAAAAUCAUCACCAUUUAUGACGAUUGCAUAUCCUUUCAGCAUCAACUCAAUGUGAUUAAGAAUGUUAUAGCGAGGUUAGAGGGAGCUUUGGAAGAGAAUCCGGUUAAUCCAAAGGAUGCUCCUCGGUUAACUAUGUCUGAGAUUUGUACGGAUAAACUGAGGGUGCUCAGUGAGUGUCUGAUUGAGGCACUACUGCACUUUGUGGUGGAAUUUGGCACACUGAAUUCCAAUGCAAUGGCUGUGGCUUUCAAUCAGCACGCAUGUGAGACGAUAUUCAAUAAUUUGGUAAUCUCCAGUGAUACUCACAUGCAACUGGCCACAUGUUCAUUUCUCGUGAAGAUGUGCUGCUUUGAACCAUGGUGGGGAGAUUUUAUUGCCAAUAUCUUUACUGUGUGGUAUUCAUCGCAGAAUAGUCGGAUAUUUCCGCAGGAUAGAGUAUUCUUCCUGUUGACUUAUCUGGGCAGGAAGAGUAUUACGAUGGGAUCGUGCAGAGUGACAGUGAUUGAUGCGAUACUGAAGACUCUGGCCAAAUUUCUGGCUCCAUUGUCAAAUAACUUUCGCAUGGAAUUUGCCGGAGGGGAUGAUGAUCAGGAUGGAAGAAAUGAUUUUUGUCACUGGGCAAGUACAGAUCUUCAGUUAAUUGGAUGGUUGCUAUUGUUCCUUUCUGUCUGCCUCGAUGACUGUGGCGACAAGAAGGAUCAAUCAUCAGUACGAUGGGAUUUUAUGUCAAGCGAAGUGGACAUGAGUAGGGCAAAGAAUCAAGGAUCUGGAAAUACAAGAUUAUUUACAAGGUCCUUCAAGAAGAGAUUCUAUCAGAAUAAAAUUCCCAGCACAAGUUACAGCAAUGAUUCCCAAUUUGCCCUCUCUCACAAUCCCUUCCUCAUGCAGAGUCAAAUUAUGCCGACUUUUGAUGUGCCACAGAAGCAGGAUUCGACAUUUAAGGAUAUCUUCCUGAAGAAGACUGUCCAGGGAAAGACAUUUCCAACCUAUCUGAUUGAUGCAUCGUCCAAGGUGAAAUUCAAAAUGUCCAAAGCAACAGCAACGGCUUCAACAUCAGCACCGGCAUCGUCAACUUCCAGCACGAGUCAAGGAGCAACUCCCACGACUCCUGCUUCGACUCCUCUGCCUCCAGUUGUGCCCAAAGAUUCCCUCCUGGAUACCAAUGAAUCACCCUUUGAACGAGCUCUACGAGCCAUCAAGCCUCAGAAUACGGUUAUUGUCAUCCGUGGCCUGAUUGGAUUGAUUCUAGGCAUGGAUUUCACCUGCAAUAUGGAUCUGUUCCUGCUGGCGUGCAAAAUAAUUGCCAGGCUCGUAUCAUCAUGCCGAUCAACCAUUCAACUGUCAAAGAUCAUAACUCCAGCUCAGUUGCAGCAAUUGAUCAGGAUUGCCGUGUGGGAAGAUCAGCAACAACCAUGGGCUAUUCAUGCCAUUACCUGCCUCCUUCAGGACAUCCUGGAGACUGAUAGGAACUUCAAGGGGGAUCUUGAAGAGGGAUUCAGUGGGAGUACGCCGAUGGAAUUGGCCAAUGUGGAUAGUGGUUCAAUGGAUGAUUCGCUCGAUUAUGUCGUAGACAGUGAAGUGAUGCAGUGCGUUCUGGCUAAGAUUGAAACAAUGCAGAGUUCAACGGUUAACAAGGAUGUCCCAUAUGCAGAUGCAGCUUUGAAGACUAAACUUCCGUCGCUAAUGGAGUGUGAAGAUGCUGAAAUGGAAGAUCUUCUAGAUGAUAUAUUUGAUCAUGGAAAGAAUACAGUUACCAGGAAGGACACCACAAAUACAAAGAGUACAGUUUUCACUGUGAGCUAUAGAUCUUUCUUCUCAAGGAGUGUUUCUUGUGCCAUGGAUGCUCGUUUGGAGUAUGGCCUGGAGAGCAAUAUUGAGAUAGCUCUGCGUCGCCUCUCAAUGGCAGCAUCGCUCAAUUUGUUUGCCAAUUGGCCUCCAGUUCCUGCCGAUGGGGAAAUCUUUGAGGCAACUGUGGAACUUCCUCCAUGGCCUGAGCACAUUGUUCAGGCUUGGUCUUGUCCGGAAUAUACUCAAGGCUAUCCAACUCACAUUAUGCUUAUUCUGGUCUUUGAUAACAUCUUCUCGGACUUUCAUGAAUCCUGGCUGAAUCUUGAGCAAGUGUUGCAAAUGUGGCUGACGCUCAAUGGAGAAUUGGGAGAUAAGACACCAACGGGCAAUUUUAUGGCAAUGGAAGCUCCACGGAUACCUUUUGGUCGGAAUGCCAUUCAGGGAUUACUGUCAGCUCUUUCUUGGCAUCCAAAUAUCAAACUCCGAGCCUGGUGCUUGGGAUUCCAAUGCUUGGCUCUGGCUUGCAAUAGCAACAACUUUGACUGGAUGAAUGCUGAAUACACUUCUGAGGAUCUCAAUCAGAGUCACUAUGCCAGAAUGGGAAGUUUCAUUGUGAACAAUCAGAACUUUGAGAAGAUGCUGUUGAGAUUUUUCUCGGGAAGUGACAUGUGCUCAUCAGUCUUCGAUGUCAGUCGAUGUUCUGGUCCAACGGCUUGCAAAUUGCUCCAUGAGUUGUUUAAGAGAUUGGAAGUGCAAAGUGAAAAGUGUAAUACGAAGAGAAAACUGAAGGAGACGCUCUUGAGGGUGCUACAGAGUCUGAUUCAACCAAAUGGUGCAAUUGCCAAUCAGCAAGGUCCAAUUGAUGCUCAAAAUCAACUUAUCAAAGAGCUCAUUUCCUAUCAAUACGAAAAGACUGAUUUAGGAAUAGCCAUGAGCAUUAUCGAGAGUGUCUCUUUCCUCGUCUACAAUAAUAUUUCCAACACUGAGAAAAUGUACUGCCAGAAGUCAACGGACAACAGCAAGAACUACAAUGCAUUUGGAAAUCUCUUUGCAACUGUUCUAGGACCAGAAAAUACGGCAAAAACUAAAAGUGUUUCGGACAAUUCGCUCUUGGUCAAUCUCCUCAAACUUUCCACAAUUCUCGUACAGACAGCUCUUCCGCGUGAUGGUGAUGAAGCCGGUGGGAGUGGUGAUGCCCUCAGUGAAUCUUUUGAGAGUCAGACGGAUGAGAUAAAGGCUGAACAGCAGAAUAGUGAGCAGCAGAAUCGGGCUAAAGUUGCCUGUGUGGCUGAUACUGUUUUGCAGCACUAUCCAACAAUGACGAGAUUGCUUGGUUCACUGUCUCACUGUUCUAGUUCAUCUUUUGCUCUAUUGGCAGCUUCAGCCAUGUACUCGAGUGUCAAUCCAUUGGACACAAAUAGUGCCUUUGGGGAGCCACAGACUGUAGCUGAUGCUGUUUUUCAGCUUUUGAUGUUGCUGAGUAAGAAGGCAUCUCAGCCUGUUUUGGUCGUUAGACCUAUCUAUCAGUUCCUCAAUACGACUUUUCGUCAGGCUCUGCCAAAGUUACAACUGUCUGAGCCAUUUUUGUGGUUCAUUCUGAGGGUUUUAGAUGCACCAGCCACUGUGGCGAUAUUCACUGAAAUGGGAGGGAUUAAGGUUCUCUGCCAUAGUCUGGUGAGGAGUAAUAGAUCAAUGGUGAAUAUGCAACCAGGACUUGUGUCUAUGAUUAUGCAGCAUUUGACGCCAAAUAUUGCUCAAGCUUCCAAUUCGGCCAAUGCCAAUGGGAAUAAGAAGAGUUCUCAGGCAAAUGUCAAAUCGGUUGAUGGAUUGAUCAAUUUUGCACCGUUCUGUAGUAUUUCAUCGGAUAUUUCUACGGCACAGCAAGCGGAUGUCUUGAUCCAGAUUCCAACGCCGUCUCAUCGAAGGGCCAGGACAGCAGCUUGGAAUUAUAUGUUUUAUCCAAAUGAAUCGUAUGUUGAUCUCACGAUAACUUUCCCAACGGCUGUUUUGUUGUACGAGAUCCAGUUGCAGCCUCAUCUUCUGUCCCUGGCUUCCUGUCCGUAUGCUGUAGCUGUGGAGAUCACCAGGGACAACUCAAUGCCUCCUAUUCCCAUUUCUCAGCCCAUGCCGACGAUUGGUUUGACUUGUAUUCGGUUGAAGUUGAAUCAACCGGAAAUUGCAACAAGUAUCGUUCUGAGGCUCUAUCGUCCGAGGGAUAGUUCGAAUAUUGGUUUAACACAGAUCUCAAUUUAUGGAACAACCACUUUUAGUGACAUCAAUAAGUCGUCGUUGCUUGGGGAUCAUCUGAUGGAUGAGGAGAAUCUGGCAAAAUCCAGUUUAGGUUGGUUACGUGUCCUUGGUAGAUGUUUCAUUGUAGCUUCGUACAAAAAUCAGGAAACCAUUGCAAAUGCUGUGAUCUCGGCUGCUGCCAACUUCCCAGACUUCCUAGAAGCUUGUUGUUCUCUCCUCAAUGUAGCUCCUCAAACCUCGACUAUUGCCAUGCAAGAUCUCGAAGUGGUUCUGGUGAAACUGGGGCUUUUCAGCAAAGAACUUGGACUGAGGCUAAUCAAUAUUCUCCUGAAGAAUACAGUUCCACAAUGCCUGAAACUCUGCAAUGAUUCCGUGUCGGAUUUGUUGUAUGAUCUCUGUGUGCAUCAAGAUGAAUUUACCAGGGAUCGUGUGGAAGCUAUGGUUAACUGGGUACAGACUCUCUAUGAUAGUAUCUAUGAGAAUCUUGUUCAUCCAACAAAUCCCUAUAGUGGAUUUAUCAAGUGCCUAGCUUCGAUUCUAUGGACAGUUCAUACGAAACAACUGGCUGCGGAUCUUGAAGGAUUGAUAACGAAAGAACUGUUUCAGUCUGUGUACAAAUGGACACUGAUCCUGGACAACAGCGAACCCUUGAAGAAGGCUUUUGAUGCCAUGCUCUGUUCCAUUUGUUGCAUCAAACCUGAAAUGUUCCCUCUUCUGCUGCGAAGGAUGAAUGUUCUGGUGCCGAAUCUGUCAACAGGUCUGGAAGCCUGUAUUUCAGAUGAUCGGAAGGAUACGGGUAUGACGGAUGAUACGAAACAGGAGGAAUCAGAUACAGCUGAAUGGUACAGUCAUUUGGUGAUUGAAGACAUUUCAGAGCUCAAUCUGACCAAAAGUCAACUCUCAACAAUUGCUCUUGCUUGCCAAUCAACCCUAGCCAUUCAUCAACUCCUAGAUUCAGGACUUCCACGCCUCCUCACUUCGGUUAUACUGGAAUUCUGUCAUAAAAUCUCAAAUACAACAACGUCCGGAGAAGAAUCAGCAGAAACAAUGGAAACUUCCUGCCUCACAGAUUCUGCUAAAGUUGAGAGCACAAAGAUGGAUAGUCGCACGAAAAAGUAUCCAAUGGUUAGUGUUCCCACCUGUGCGGAAAUACUCAAUUUCUUCUCGGAAAUCUGCACUGAAGGCAGCAUGAGAGAUUGGUUGGGAUCAUUCGAGGGAUCGGUGUUCUGGAAACCUCUUCUGGAUAUUCUCUGCAACAUUCGUCCUUUGAAUUCCGAUGGGCAAAUUGAGACGAAUUUCUCCUACCUCGAAGACAGUAUGAUAAAGUUUCUGUCCAAGGUGACGGCGUGUCAUCCGAAAAAUCAAGAUACGCUUACUGUUAUCCUCAUAUCUGUGAUCAGAAAACCCAAUGGUGGGAAGAGUCUGAAACAGAGUAUUUCAGGCUUUACGAGAAGAUUGGUGCUACAGCUCCUUCUGGAGAGUGAACGUAUACUUAUCUCCGUUAAGAGUGAUAUGUCAUUGCAUAGAAGGGAGCAGGGUAACGUACUCAUCAGCAAUCAUCCGUCGAGGAGACCAAACACACACAAUCUCCUCUUUCUCAUGAGCACCCAUACAAAGUGCCAGGAAAUCCUCGAGAGUUGCAUCACAGUCUUCUCCAAUAUGCUGCCAAGCACACAAUCCACGGAUGCCAAAGCACCCAAUACAGAACAGGCCAAUCCCUCGACGUCCCAUGUCACAGUUUCCGGGAAUGGAUCGGUCAGCAGCAAUGGCACAUCGACGGGUGGGCAGAAUUCAUCAAGCAGCGGCGGAAAGUAUUCGUCCAAGAAUGAUCUCUUCGAGAUGGCUCUGGGCCAGGGUCUGGAAGUGCUGAGUGUUGCUGCUGGAGUUACAGCCAAAGAUAAGAGACUGAAGGAUGUGAGGAAUCAGGCUGCAGCACUGAAAGCCAAAGAGUUACUUCCACUUUUGCGACUUCGAAACGACGAGUCUCUGAAUACCAAUCAGAUGACAAACUGUGCACAGUUGAUGCACAUGGCGUGUCCGGGAGUCAUUUUGACUUCCGACACGACAGUUUCACAAAUUCUUGCCAUGCUCCAUUCCUCGGGCAUUUCCCUCUCAACGCCCUGCAUCAACUUGAGUUUGGUGCAGGGACGCAAGCAGCCGGAUGAUAUCAGUGAUGACACUCUCAUAAAAGCCUCUGACUUUGAACCACUCCCGUCGCCGCUGCAGAUCUUCUCGAGUCAUGGAGGGCUAUCCCUCUUGGCUCACUACCUGCCCACAGUCUACCCAGAUACACCAAAGUCCAAUGGAGUGCACCAGGAGAAGGAUAAGAGUCCGCCGACCAGUGAGUGGGUGAAAGUAGAGGCCAAUGAUGACAUCUACGAGGAUCUGGAUGAUGGGAUGGCUGAACAAGGUUCAAAAUUGCCAGCCAUCUCCUCAGUUCCUCAGCACUCUCUUUCGGCCUUCGGACUCUUCCUGCGCCUGCCGCCGUAUUCGGAUGUCCUGCUGAGGGAUAAGACUCGGGCUCAGUGCCUUCUGAGGCUUGUCCUUGGGGUCACGGGCGAUGGAGAAGGAAAUGAAAUCUAUAGCCUGUCGCUGGCUUCCACCCUUCCGACGUUGCCUUUUGAAGUUUUUCGCCAACUCCUGGACAGUUCUCCACUCACAACUGAUGAUGGGGUUCUGCUGAGGAGAAUGGUGAUUGAAGUGGGUGCCAUAAAUCUCGUGUUAAAUUGCCUGAGUAUCUUCACGCAUCACUCGCAACAGAGUGCCCCGGCAAGUGGAGAGAGUUCAGCAAGUGCCAGUGUUAUCUUGCCCCAAGCUGAUGUCUCUGUGGCUGCCCAGAAGACCGCAACCCCAACGGGGAAUGCGAUUGGUGGCGAAGAGAAUUUAACAUCCGAUGACAAGAGUCAUGUGUAUUGGGCUAAGGGAACGGGCUUUGGUACAGGUUCCACUCAGCAGUCCUGGGAUGUUGAACAGGCUCUGCUGAGGCAAAAGUAUGAGGAGGAACAUGUUACUGUACUGCUUCAGGCACUUUCAAGUUACAUUAAUCCGGGAGAUAAAAUUCCUCAAGGGGUUAAUGAUGAAGGAGGUUAUCACGAGACAAGUGAUAUUGCACCCGAAUUGCCACCGAUUUUCUUCGAGCUUCUCCAGCAAUCUUGCUUAAUUCCAGCACUGUGUUCAUACCUGAGGAAUGAUUCUGUUUUGGACAUUACUCGACAUAUUCCACUGUACAGGGCUAUUUUGCAACUUUUGAGAGCUAUUGCUUUAUCCAAUCAACUUGUUUCACUUCUUCUGCCACAGCAAAAUGAAAAUGGCAAUACCAUAUCCAUCGCUACUCUGCUUUCCAACAUGAAGAGCUGUGUGGACACUUAUGCCAGUCGUCUCAAAUUCAACAAGAAAUCGAGCGCGAAGGGACGUGUUUUUGUCUCUUGUGUCGAUGAGGGUGACGAUGAGGGACUUGCAUUACUGAUUCCUGACAUUCAGGAUACCACUUUUCUCGUAUUGAGAGCCACAAAUGCCGAUAAAAUGCCCAGCACCAUUGAAGAUGCACCAACAAUUGAGCGUCCGACAUCACGAUCAAUUGAACAGAGAUACAUGGAGAUAAUGAAGAAGUUGCAAUUUGACACUUACGAGAUGAUUUCAGAGACUGAGAAUGGCUAUAGAUUUGUGGUGUCGUAUCACUUUGAGAGUAACAUGAGGAUGUCUGGUGAUCGAUAUCAUCCUGUUCGAGUUAAAAGACUCGCUCAGGAGACUGUGACUCUGUCCACGAGUCUCCCACUGUCCUACAGCAGUUCGGUGUUUGUUAGAUGCGACACUGAUCGGCUGGAUGUUAUGAAGGUGCUGAUUACGGGUCCAGCGGACACUCCCUAUGCCAAUGGCUGUUUCGAAUUUGAUGUCUUCUUCCCGCCCGACUAUCCGAAUUCGCCCAUGAUGAUCAAUCUCGAAACCACUGGGCGACACACCGUUAGAUUCAAUCCUAAUCUCUACAAUGAUGGCAAAGUGUGUUUGUCGGUGCUAAAUACAUGGCACGGAAGGCCAGAGGAAAAGUGGAAUGCCCAGACAUCGAGUUUUCUACAGGUUCUUGUGUCAAUACAGAGCUUAAUCCUCGUGCCAGAGCCGUACUUCAAUGAACCGGGAUUCGAGAGGAGUCGAGGGACACCAAGUGGAACCCACAGUUCCCGGGAAUACAACAGCAAUAUCUAUCAGGCUUGUGUUCGGUGGGCGAUGCUGGAACAGAUCAAGAAUCCCAAUCCUUGCUUCAAAGAGGUUAUUCACACGCAUUUCUGGCUGAAGCGCAAUGAGAUUUGUACGCAAAUUGAAAAGUGGAUUGAGGAAUUGUCCAAGCCACAGUAUUCGGAGCGCAAUGGACGCAAUAUCUCCUUCAAUUCAAUGGUUCUUCGGCGACAGUAUCGGCAUCUGAGGGAAGAAUUGGCUAAUCUGCCGACUCCUGAUGGUCUGGAGGAUCUCGAGAGACCCUUCAUGGCUAGUGUACCGAGUCCCAAGGGUAGUGAAUGUGGCACAAGUGGAGGUACAUCUUCGGGAUCACCAACACAACUUCCUCCGCUUCAGGCUAUGGAAACGGCCGUUUCGAGUGACACGACAUCCCUUUCGGAUCUCAUGGACGAAGAUGAAAAUCCAGGAUUGGGGUAAAGGAAAAAAUUGACGGCUCAACUUUCGGUGAGUGAUAGAAAAAAAAUUAUACUUUUGUUGAGAUGGGAGAGAGAAAAAAAAUUGCUGAUAGAAAAGAAUUUUAAAAAAUAUAUAUUAUUGAAAGGCAAAAUUUGAAGGAUUAAAAAUUAGAAAGUUGACAAAAAAUGAGUGGAAAACCAAAGUUUAAGGACAUUAUCUUCUGUUUUCGUUUGACCAUUUUAUUUUUUUUUUCUUCUUUUUGAAACUAUUUAAUUCAUGACCAAUCCAUUACGAUCUUUAUGAUGGGAGAGAUUACUUUUUAAAAGAAAAGCAUAUUAAAGAACAAACAAAAUAUGGAUUAAAGGCAGUGUUCAAGCAUUUAGGGAGAUUUUAAUGUCAUUUUUGUAUGGGAUAAAUAAAAGUUAAAUAUACUGAGGGAAUAUCAAAAAUAAAUAAAGUCAAGCUCCAAAUGCAUUGUUGAGUCCUUAAUAACUUAAUAAUUAUAUAUAUAUCAAGUUUCUUGUCUCCUUUAUUAUGUUUGUUUUUAUUCACAAUUUGUUUUCUUUUUUUUGUAAAUGCUUUGUAGCCAGAUCAACGUAAAUACGGAAUUAUUUUAUAAAUAGAAGAGAGGAUGAUGAAUUUUUUGACUAAUUAUUUUGUUUUGAUGAAGAAAUAAAAAUGAAAAUAUCAAUAAUUUAUUUUAGAAUGAUGAUAUAAGUUUUUUUGUGAUGAAAAGAAGAUGAAGAAGAAGAAAAAAAAUACAGAUAAAAAUAAUUAAUAAUAGUGAGUGUGUAACGACUGUGAAGACAUAUUAUUAAAGAAUAUUUCAACAGAAAAAAAACAAAGAGAAAAAUAAUGAAAUGAUAAA
Messenger RNA from Phlebotomus papatasi, 15391 nucleotides. It is a transcript of the gene Bruce, whose product is annotated as baculoviral IAP repeat-containing protein 6. The record is from RefSeq and is a predicted model, not a curated record. The transcript has 20 exons. NCBI's taxonomy places the organism in Eukaryota, Metazoa, Arthropoda, Insecta, Diptera, Psychodidae. Gene Ontology annotation, cellular component: nucleus. Gene Ontology annotation, biological process: apoptotic process; negative regulation of apoptotic process; regulation of cytokinesis. Bases 364 to 14544 code for a protein of 4726 amino acids. Gene Ontology annotation, molecular function: ubiquitin conjugating enzyme activity; cysteine-type endopeptidase inhibitor activity.